This is a messenger RNA of Rosa rugosa (rugosa rose), 907 nucleotides long. Its product is annotated as major strawberry allergen Fra a 1.07-like. Gene Ontology annotation, biological process: defense response; abscisic acid-activated signaling pathway. Bases 78 to 560 code for a protein of 160 amino acids. Gene Ontology annotation, molecular function: signaling receptor activity; protein phosphatase inhibitor activity; abscisic acid binding. NCBI's taxonomy places the organism in Eukaryota, Viridiplantae, Streptophyta, Magnoliopsida, Rosales, Rosaceae. The record is from RefSeq and is a predicted model, not a curated record. Gene Ontology annotation, cellular component: nucleus; cytoplasm. The transcript has 2 exons.
UGGUUAGUUUCCACCGGUUCCUAUAUAUAAUCAAGGUUUGUCAUCUAGAUCUUCCUUUUACAAUUAGUCUACAUAUCAUGGGUGUGACAAGCGUUUCACAGGAGUUAUUGUGCCCGAUUGCCCCAUCGCGCAUGUUCAAGGCUUUGAUCAUAGACUCCAAAAAUUUGAUCCCAAAGCUGUUGCCCCAAUUCAUAGCAAGCGUUGAAGUAACUCAAGGAGAUGGCGGAGCAGGAAGCAUUGAACAAGUCAACUUCACAGAAGGUAGCCAUUUCAAAUACGUCAAGCACAGAAUCGAUGAACUCGACCAGGACAAUUUCGUGUGCAAGUACACUAUGAUUGAGGGAGAUGCAUUAGGGGACAAGCUUGAGUCUAUUGCUUACGAGGUCAAGUUUGAGGCAGCUAGUGAUGGGAGCUCUAUAUGCAAGAUGACAAGUAAUUACAACACCAUUGGAGAGUUUGAGGUCAAAGAAGAGGAGAUUAUAGCAGGAAAGAAUAGUGCUAUGGGAAUUUACAAAGUUGUUGAAGCCUACCUCUUAGAGAACCCAAAUGUUUAUUCUUGAAUUGGGUCUUCAUCAUCAAUCAUUUGAUUGACCCUCCAGCUUUCAUAUAGUUACAAAUAUACACAUACAUGCAUAUAUCACAGAUUCACAGCAACUGUAUUGUUUAGGACUCGAUUUUGUGAACCCUUAACAAGAGUUAACACAUCAUAAUAAAAGUUCAUUAAGACAAGAAUAUAGUGAGAUUUAAACUUUCUCAUUAUUGUAAGACAGCAAUCUGCUUAUGAUUGCAAACCAGGAACCACACGUACUAGCUAGUCAGUAGUCACUAAUGUGAAAGGUGACAUCUUUCAUUGUCAUAUGAACUAAAAUCCUCUCCUUGGUUUCUUUUGUUAAACGUGCUUGGAUCA